Fundulus heteroclitus (mummichog) is the source of this 1830-nucleotide messenger RNA. RefSeq names its product protein NLRC3-like. The coding region runs from base 76 to 1749 and encodes 557 amino acids. NCBI's taxonomy places the organism in Eukaryota, Metazoa, Chordata, Actinopteri, Cyprinodontiformes, Fundulidae. The record is from RefSeq and is a predicted model, not a curated record. The transcript is spliced from 2 exons.
AAGACCUUAGCUCUUCUCAAUGAGGUCUUCACUGACCUUUACAUCAUAGAGGGGGAAGGAGCUCAAAAUGAAGCCAUGACAGUUCUGGAUGCAAAGUCCAAAACAGCAAAGGAAGAAACAACUAUCAAAUACUGUGACAUUUUUAAACCUGGCACUGGUAAUCAAAAUGUUAAAACUGUGCUCACCAUUGGAGUGGCAGGUAUAGGAAAAACAUUUGCCUCAAUGAAGUACAUUCUUGACUGGGCAGAGGGCAAAGCAGCAGAACAUAUAUUUUUCAUUUUUCCACUAUCUUUCCGAGAGCUGAAUCUGAGAACAGAGAAAGAACACAGUUUAGAAGAUCUGAUUCAUCAGUUCUAUCCAGCAAUGAAAACCUCUGAAAUAACUGACUAUGACCAAUACAAGAUUCUGAUUGUUCUGGAUGGUUAUGAUGAAUGUCGCCUGGAUCUUGACUUCAGCGAAACAAAUUACUGGGAAGAUGUCAAAACACCAACCUCAGUAAAUGUUCUGCUGUCAAAUCUUAUCCUGGGAAAUCUGCUUCCUAAAGCUCAAGUCUGGAUCACCUCCCGACCUGCAGCAUCGAACAACAUUCCCCCAGAUAAAGUUGAUCGAAUGACUGAGGUGAGAGGAUUUAAUGACGAGCAAAAGGAAAAGUAUUUCAUGAAGAGAUUCAGUGAUGAGGAGAUGGGUAAAAAAAUCCUGUCACAUGUGAAGAAAUCAAGAAGUCUUUACAUAAUGUGUCACAUCCCUGUUUUCUGUUGGAUUACAUCAAGGGUCUUGGAGGACUUCGUUAACAGACAACAAGAUGAAGGACUGCCAAAAACUCUGACAGACAUGUACACACAUUUCCUUCUGCUCCAGCACAGACAGACAAAAGCAAAAUAUGAUGGUCAGUCAAGCUCUGAAACUGAACCAUGCAGGGAUAAAAGCAAUGAUGAAACAAUUCUAUCUUUGGGGAAACUUGCCUUUAAGGGGCUAGAGGAGAAAACCCUUCUCUUCACUGAAGAAGACCUGACCAACUGUGGUAUUGAUGUAACUAAAGCUGCAGUUUUCUCAGGGUUGUUCACUCAGAUCGAACGAGAAGACCACGGCCUGUACCAGCAGAAGUUGUUUUGCUUCGUCCAUCUAAGCGUUCAAGAGUACCUGGCAGCUCUCCAUGUCUUCUACUCAUUUAGUAACAAAGGGGAAAAUGUGUUCAUUGAGCCUUCCUCAGCAACCUCAGAUCUAACUGCCUCAGAUAUCUACAAGAAAGCAGUGGACAAGGCUUUUGAGAAUAAAAAUGGGGACUGGGACAUGUUUCUCCGCUUCCUACUGGGUCUCUCUCUGAAAACCAAUCAGGAUCUUCUUCACGAGCUUUUCAAAAUGACCCAAUAUAAUGAGGACACUAAAAAAGAAACAGCGGAGUACGUAAAAACGAAGAUCAGAGAGAACAACAGUGCCCCAGAAAAAAACAUUAAUCUUUUCUACUGUCUUAAUGAGCUGGAUGACCACUCCCUGGUUCAAGAAAUAAAAACUUAUCUUCAGUCAGAAACAAAACCUUUUGGAAAGUUCUCAAAUUCACAGUGGUCAGCUUUGACUUUUGUGCUGCUGACAUCAGAUGAGAAGCUUGAGGUGUUUGAUCUCAAGAAGUACCUGAAAUCAGAGAAGGUUCUUCUAGGAAUGCUGCCAGUGGUCAGAGUCUCAACAACUACUUUAUCACAGAUGUUCUGCUGGGCUUUAUUAUGGAUCUUUUUACAGGCUGAGCUGGUGUGAGCUUUCUGAAGAAUCUUGCCGACGUCUGACAUCCUCAGUGCUCAGCUAUCCAUCUUCAAAUCUCUCAGAGUUGGACCUGAG